CGAAGCGUCGGAAAGUGAGUAGAGGAACCUGCGCUGAACCUUCAUUACACCGCAGCUCUUUAAAACAGCAGUGCCCGUCACUGAUAUGUCUUAACUUAACUCUUAAUAUGUACCUGGAAGUAUAUUCCUUAUCUCUAUUUAAGCAUGGGAGUGAAAAAGUGCUGGUACCGAACCAGGCGGGAUUGAGUCUCGUGCGUUCAUCCACCUCGUGCCAACUUUGUGGAAAUAUGUAACUGUUGACAAAUGAGGUUGUAAGAUGGAGCAGUCGGCUACCCUCGAUAUAGAGACGCUCAAGAUCACCCAGGAUCAGUUUGUUCUCGCGUCACACUCCCUGCACGUCCAGCGGCCGGGCUGCGGCGCCGUGUACCACGUGGGUCUCUACGGCUGGAGGAAACGAUGCCUCUAUUUCCUGCUGCUGCUGCUGCUGGUCAUCAUCAUAGUCAACCUGGCCCUCACCGUCUGGAUCCUGAAGGUCAUGAAUUUUUCAGUGGAUGGAAUGGGAAACCUCCGGUUGAACCAGGAUGGGAUCCACUUGGACGGCGUCAGCGAGUUUCUGCAGCCGCUGUACGUCAAUGAGAUCCAGUCCAGAAGGGACAGCUUGCUGGUCUUGCGGUCAGAAAAGAACGUAACACUGAAUGCCAGAAACAGCCAAGGCCAGCUAACUGGUCAGCUUACAGUGGGACCUGAGUCUGUGCAGGCCCAGUGUCAGAGGCUGGAGGUGCGAAGCACCGACGGAGGCCGACUCCUGUUCUCUGCAGAUGACCAGGAGGUUACGAUGACAACAGAGAGGUUCACAGUCACAGGCUUGGAAGGAGCUGUGUUUGGACACUCCGUGGAGACUCCACUGGUCCAGGCAAAGACUUCUGAGGACCUGAAGCUGGAGUCUCCAACACGAGCUCUUACCAUGGAGGCUCCCAGGGGCGUGGAGGUGAACGCUGCCAAGGGGCCGCUGAGGAUCAGCGGCAGGAAGGACCUGCAGCUGGAGUCCACGGAGGGAGAGAUACUUCUAGAUGCCAACAGCAUUCAGCUCGGAAGACUGCCACUUGGCAUGUACACGGCGUCUCCCAGUCAGGCCUUCCAGGAACAGGCCGUAUUCGAGGUGUGUGUUUGCCCCAGCGGCAAGAUUUACCUGGCUCCUGCAGAGACCGGCUCGUCCUGCCAGGCCAUGAGCAGCAUCUGCCUGUGGAGCUGACCUGGGGGAGGCAAGGACAUCCUGGACAUCUGGAAUCCGAGCUGGGACAGAGAGCGGAAACGCACCGGGGGUUGGAGAUACUAACGUUUCACUGUGUGAGCUGUCGCAUCGCAUCAGGACAGAAGCCGUCUGCAGUAGAUUAAUGGAGGUCAGGACUCCGCUGACAGCCAGGACGAAAAACAACAGCAGCUCUCUGAAAUCAGGAAUAUGUAAAGAACUAUUUCCACUACUUUAUUAGAGUCAGAGGAUACAGCUUUUAUUUUUCUACUCCAGGUUUAAUCGCAGGCAUGAUGUGAAUUUCUCAAGUCUGAAUUGAGAAUAGAUGCGGAGAAGAUCAAGCACAGGUGCCUUCAGCUUUAAAUGUCACACUGAUGCGGUGUGUUGUCAUCGGCUGUAACGGCAGAAAGUCAAGUAAGCACAACACGAGACACUUUUUAAUUUGCUAAAAAGAUAUGUAUCAGCUAUGUUAGGGGCCAUAUGACAUUAAACAUGUUCUU
Messenger RNA from Cololabis saira (Pacific saury), 1689 nucleotides. Its product is annotated as zeta-sarcoglycan-like. The record is from RefSeq and is a predicted model, not a curated record. Gene Ontology annotation, cellular component: sarcolemma; sarcoglycan complex. The transcript is spliced from 8 exons. NCBI's taxonomy places the organism in Eukaryota, Metazoa, Chordata, Actinopteri, Beloniformes, Belonidae. Gene Ontology annotation, biological process: heart contraction; cardiac muscle tissue development. The coding region runs from base 257 to 1192 and encodes 311 amino acids.